AUGGGAGAAGUGAUCGUCGCUUUAAUUUUUUUCCCCAACUCUUCUCAGUUUGCAGGCCUUUCUGAUAUAUCCAUCUCACAAGACAUCCCAGUGGAAGGAGAAAUCACCAUUCCUAUGACAUCUCACAUUCGGGAAUUUGACAGCUCCACGUUAAAUGAAUCUGUUCAGAAUACUAUUAUGCGUGAUCUAAAAGCUGUUGGGAAAAAAUUCAUGCAUGUUUUGUAUCCAAGAAAAAGUAAUACUCUUUUGAGAGAUUGGGAUUUAUGGGGCCCUUUGAUCCUUUGUGUGACACUUGCAUUAAUGCUUCAAAGAAGCUCUGUAGAUAGUGAAAAGGAUGGAGGGCCCCAGUUUGCAGAAGUCUUUGUCAUUGUCUGGUUUGGUGCAGUUACCAUCACCCUCAACUCAAAACUUCUUGGAGGAAACAUAUCUUUUUUCCAGAGCCUCUGUGUGCUGGGUUACUGUAUACUUCCCUUGACAGUGGCAAUGCUGGUUUGUCGGUUGGUGCUUUUGGCCGAGCAAGGACCAAUAAACUUCAUGGUCCGGCUUUUUGUGGUGAUCGUGAUGUUUACAUGGUCUAUAGUAGCCUCUACAGCUUUUCUUGCCGAUAGCCAGCCUCCAAACCGCAAAGCCCUCGCCAUUUAUCCUGUUUUCUUGUUCUAUUUUGUCAUCAGUUGGAUGAUUCUCACCUUCACUCCUCAGUAAAUCAGGAAAUGGAAAUUAAAAACCAGUGAAUUGAAAGCUCGUCUGAAAGAUGCAAUUUACCAUUGAGCUUUGCCUCUGGCCCUCUUUUGUCUAAUUUUGGAGAUAUUUUGAGAUGAAAGGGGAGCCAUAAAGCACCAUCACCAUUUAUGUAAGGAACUGAUGUUUGAAAGAUUGUCCUUUUCCUCUUAAUGUCAUUUCUUGAAAAUACAUAGUAUACACAGUAUAGUGCUGCCUUAAGGCAUGAGAGGGUCACUGUGGUCCAUUUGAGUGACAACCAAUGAUUUGGAAAGCACAUGUAUACAUCCUGCAAGUUGAGUAGAAUUAGUAACUGUAUUUUCAGUUUUGAGAAUACCAGUUCAGGUGCAGCUCUUAAAUACAUUGCCUUAUGACUAUUAGAAUAUGCCUCUCUCUUCAUAAAUAAGAAUCGAUAGUCUGUAUCCAUUUCCUUUUAUUUCUCUCUUAGGCUUAAAAAGGCAAUGACAGAGGUUGGGAAGGGGGUUCAUAACUGGGUAGGAGAAAACAUGCAUCAUGCAUCAACCAGUGUUCAGAUUUUGACAGGGGAAAAUUCUACACUUGUUGCUUUUUUAAAAAGCAAAGGACAGCUAAAGAAUUGGCUUCUUUAGUCUUUCCAUAUAGUCACCUUUCUGCCAUGCUUAACAGCACCUCAGUGACACUCUAAUUUUUAAUCUUACCCCCCUAGCUCUGAAUAUGCAAACUGUUCACAGUUACCAUAUAUUACUCUAAUUUUUAAUCUUACCCCCCUAGCUCUGAAUAUGCAAACUGUUCACAGUUACCAUAUAAUUUUCCUUUGGUUAAAGCUCUCUGUGGACCAGUGCUCGAACUUACCCAGGUGGAAGACCUCAGAAAUUUAGAUUGAUAGGUCCUUCAUGCAUAUUAUCACGUGGGCACUUUCUUCUUAAUAGUAGGAGGUAGUUUGGAUACAGCAUAGCUCUAAACAAUUAUUCUGCAUAGUCUGGCCUCUAACUAGAAAGUAAAGCUAAAUCAGAAGCCUGCACUUAACCAUGUGAACAUGGAGGGAUUUAGUGUUCUGAUGGCUGGUUCACAAAACAGCUAGAUGCUUAGAGCAUGACGUAGGAUGAGUUGGGUUUACAGCUGUCACCUUUUCAUAGUGGGCUUAGCAGUUUUUUCAUUAGAUGUGCUCGGAUUGGGGAAUAGCAAUUUAUUUUCUUGGUUUUAGACUUUAUUUGUAAAGCUAAUUAAUUCUUCUUUAGACAAGUACUUUUUUUGCAUGUGUGCACCUGCUUGUAUUCUCAGCUAUUUAUACACACAAGUGUGAGGGCUUUUCAGGAAGCAGAGUGUCUGGAAAGGCUGAUUUCUAAGCUAAACUGGGCUCCUUUCAGGUAAUAUGAGCUACUGCCUUCUAUAAAUUGCACAUUGAAGAACUCUUAAUAGACAAAAGAUUAGGAGUCAGGCAGACACCAUCCACUGUAUAUACAGUUACUUUUAAAGAUAGGAAUUUAUUCCACAUUUUUUCUUUAUCAUGGAAUUUAAAUAUUUAUUCAUUUUGUAUCUAAAGACUAUCUACACAUAGAUAUAUAAUUUUAAAAACGUAUUUUCUCCAUUCUCAGCUUAACUAAGAACAAUACCAGGACAAAUGUGUUCUUGGAGUGAUAUUAAAUUACAGAGCGUUACAAAGUUGGUUCCCUCUGUCCCAGCCUUGUCCAGAGUUUUUGUUUAUAUCUUUAUUUCAGCUUCCCUUCUAAAUUUUAAAAUAAAUCUUGUGAGCACAAAGCCAAUGUUUCAGUCUUGAAGUGGUAAAGAAAAUAUUUUGAAACUGGUUCUGACUGGUCCAAAAAUAUCAUCCAUCUCCAUUGUCUGAAAUGUUCUAACUUCUUACCAAAAACAUCUCUCUUCCAAAGUUAUUUCAUACUCUGUCCCAAUGGUUAUAAUGUAAAAUUAAAAAAAUAAUCCUGUUUCUCAAAAGGGAAUUAUCUGCUGGAUUUUAUUCAGGCUAAAUAUUUUGGUCAGAAAUUUUUAGGGCCACAACUGGAGUAGGGGUUGUGUGUGUGUGUGUGGGGGGGGGGGUUAUACAUAUUGGGUGUUAAGGCAGCUUGUUCUGUCUAUUAACCUGUUGCUCUUUGGUGACUUGAAGAAUGGUUUUAUUUGAUUUAAAUGAAAGUGGGUAAAAUGGAGAUUAUCUUUCUUAAAAUAAAUGAUCAGUUUUGUGGCAUAAAUUAUAUUUUCUUAAUAUAUGAAAAAAAAGUGCAUUGCUUUCUGUGGCAGAAGACCUGAUUAUCUGGAAGUUGUAACCCUCAACACAGCUUUCCCUGAUUUGCUGCAAAGGCACAUGGCUAAUUAUAGAAAGAAAGACUAGAAUAGAAGGGGAUUUUAACAAAGGAAAGCCUGUUCCAAGAAUUGGGAAGUUUCAUGCUUUAGAUGAAACUCAAGUGUGUGAGCAUCAUUACCAAAUGUGGUGGAUCAUUGCCAAGUGUGGUGCAUCACUACUGUCGUGGCUUAUCAUUUGCUGCUCUUGCUUCUGAGAUUGAGCCUCCACUGUCAUAUUCUUUAGCAAUAGGAAGGGUAAAGACUGGAUUUAAUCUCUGUUCAGAUUAUAAAAACUCAACUGAUGCAAAUGUAUUUGUGCCAUGUAGUCGUAAAUGUCAGUCAUACCAUUAAUUUUCAAGUCUUUUGCAUCAUAAAAGGCUUAUUACAUGAAUUCAAUUGGAUCUUUUUAUUGUGAUGGGGGUUUUGUUUUGUUGGGCAAGGUGGGCUUGUCACAGAGCAUGGGACUGGUAAGCAUUUAACUGUUUACUAUAUUUGUCUUUUUAUAAAGUAUUCCCCAGAUGUGGUGAGAAGGUUAGCAAGCCUGUAUUUGAAGAUUUAAUUGUAUACUUCUUAUAAGCUAAGUACUUACUGUACCUGGACUUCCUGUUUAUUCCUGGAGAUGAAAAUGAAAAUCUCCUGUCAUUUGAAAUCUUUGGGUAACAUCAAAUCAUUGAAAUUUAUCUGAAUGCUAUCAUGAUAUGAUCAGACAUCCAUUGCAUGCAGCUGUUUUAUUCCAGGUAAAAUACUGACAUUGUUAUUCUUUAUUAGACUGUUAAUUUCUGAGACAAUUUGGAUAGAAAUAAAUGUGUGAAUGUUAAUAUAUGUAAAUUAGAAAUA
Molecule: messenger RNA, 3825 nt
Organism: Lynx canadensis (Canada lynx)
Lineage: Eukaryota; Metazoa; Chordata; Mammalia; Carnivora; Felidae
Gene: YIPF6
Product: Yip1 domain family member 6
Exons: 7
Coding region: 1-702 (233 amino acids)
Biological process (GO): endoplasmic reticulum to Golgi vesicle-mediated transport
Cellular component (GO): membrane; trans-Golgi network
Source: RefSeq, a predicted model, not a curated record